This is a messenger RNA of Closterium sp. NIES-65, 1560 nucleotides long. Lineage: Eukaryota; Viridiplantae; Streptophyta; Zygnematophyceae; Desmidiales; Closteriaceae. The record is from the annotation of a GenBank genome assembly.
AUGCCCCACCUGUACGCGGCCGCCUGCCUGUCUCCCCCCCUGUCGCAACUGUUCGCGUGUGCAGCGGCGGUCGCUGUGGGUGGGAGAGGGAGGACGGAAAGGGAUUGGCGGCCCAACCGACGCGCCAGCCAGCUCGCACCCCGCCCAUCUCCCGUACGCCACCCGCAUCUGCACGACCCGUCCCUGCCCCGCGUGCAUCUGCCGUGUCAGCAACUGCCGUUUCGUCCCGUACCCGCACUGUCCCUGCCCCUCCCCGUCCCUCCCUCGUCGUGCCUUCCCCCUCUACCGCGCCUGCCUAUGCCGUGUUGGGCGGUGGUGGGUGUGGAGGAUAGUGGGGGCGGCGGCGGCGGGAAUGGCGGGAGUUGCGGGACCCGUGCUGCCUGUUCUGCCCGUGCUGCCUGUUCUGCCCGUGCUGCCCCGUUGUGCCCGUGUUGCCCCGUUCUGCCCGUGUCCUGCCCGUGUUCUGCCCGUGAUCCUGCCCGUGAUUCUGCUCGUGAUUCUGCCCGUACUGCUGCCCGUGAUUGUGCCCGUGAUUAUACCCGUGUGUUGCCCGUAUUUUGCCCGUGUUCUGCCCGUGAUCCUGACCGUGAUUCUGCCCGUGAUUCUGCCUGUGAUCCUGCCCGUGUUGCUGCCCGUUCCCGUGCCAUACUGACCGUGCACCUCCCGUGCUCCCGUGAUCCUGUGCUACUCAUGCUUCUUGUGCUUCUCGUGCUGCCCCGUGGUCCUGUGCCGUCCCGUAUUGCCCCUAUUUUUCCCUUGCUUGCCCCGUGCCCGUGUCCGUGCUGUCUGCCCGUGUUCCCUGUGCUUCUGCUUGUGCUCUACCCGUGCUGUUUGUUCCCGUGCGUGCCCCACUUGUACCACCCAUGCUGUCAGUGCCCGUGCUGCCCCGUUCUGCCCGUGCUACCUCGUGCUCCUGUGCUGCCCCCGUGUUCCCGUGCUGCCCCCGUGUUCCCAUGCUGCCCCCGUGCUGCCCCCGUGCUCCCGUGCUGCCCCCGUGCUCCCGUGCUGCCCCCGUGCUGCCCCCGUGCUGCCCCCGUGCCCCCGUGCUGCCCCCGUGCUGCCCCCGUGCUCCCGUGCUGCCCCCGUGCUCCCGUGCUGCCCCGCUCUCCCCGUGCUGCCCCGUUCAGCCCUUGUGCUGCCCCGUUCUGCCUGUGCUGCCCCGUUGUCCCCGUGUUGCCCCGUUCUGCCCGUGUUGCCCCGUUCAGCCCAUGUCCUGCCCCGUUCUGGCCGUGUCCUGCCCCGUUCUGCCCGUGUUGCCUCGUUCAGCCCGUGUCCUACCCCGUUCUGCCCGUGUUGGCCUGUUCUGCCCGUGCUGCCCCGUUCUGCCCGUUUGUGUCCUACACGUGCUGUCCGUACCCGUUGGUGCCCCACCCGUGCUGUCAGUUCUCGCUCGUGCCCCACCCGGUCUGUGCUGCCCGGUCUCGUGCUGCCCGUCACCCCCCUGCGGGGCGUUCAACCGCAGCCGGGUACCUGUUCCACCGUGGUGGUUCAGAUGCUGCUUGGUGGUUGCUGUUUGUCAGCUUCAGAGGGGGCCCCUUGCUGGUGUCCCGUGCCCUGUAA